GUCCAAGUAAUAAAACUCACCCGCGCUCACCCGAAGUGUGCAAUAUCCGAACACCACUUUCUCGGAUUACACUCUCAUUAUACUCCCCUGAAUAGCAGGAGCCCCUCAUUUCAACUCAAGUUCGAAACAGCCAACCAAAAACCCCUAAUUCCGAGAGCCAUCUCCACCCCUCAUGCCCCAGCACAUGCGCGAGACCCAGCGAGUGCCUCGUACGUGCAUCCAAUGUGCUCGCCGGAAAGUCAAGUGCUCCAAGAAGAUCCCCUGCGACGCCUGCAUCCGGCGCGGCGAAUCGGCGGCCUGCGCACGAGAGGUCGUCAAGGUCCAUGGCAAGGUGACUGUCGAGUACCGUAGUGCCGUGGACGAAGAAGAUUCGGAUGAGAGCGAAUCGACCCUUAAUUGCAGGCUGGUGCAGGAGAACCUCAGUCUCAAGACCCGCAUCCGCCAGCUGGAGUCCGUCCUCCAACGGCCCGAGGCAGAGACUGAGGUCUUCCGGCCGGUGCCUGCGGCAGAGCGGUCUCAUUCUUCGGAGAAGAUACUGAAUGACUUCCAGAGGCUACCGUUUGGGCUUUUGGCUGAAUCAUCGCACGAUGGAGGGGUCGAUCCCCUUCGUCCGCGAGAUGAUCAUGUCCUGAUUAUCCUGCCGGCGCGGCACUGGAGCGAGGUGAUCGUGCGGUUCUCGCUCACGCAUUUGGCGUGGGUUCACUGUGCCCUGGAGCCGGCAGUCUUUGCUGAGGAGCAUCGUGCGUUCUGGGAUCAGUUGAUGGACACUGGUAAUUCGAGGGCUCACGGCUGGAAUGCGGUGUAUUUGAGCGUGUUAGCUGUGGGGGUAUAUUUCAUGAACGAUGAGAUGAUCGAGGGCUUCCAUUUCUUCCAUGAGAGCUAUCUGACGGGGAGAUCGGGGGAGAUGUCGCUCAGCAGGAUGACCACGCAAUUGUGUCGCAUUUGGUGCGACGCUGCUGUCAAAGAGUUGGAGCACGCUGAUUACGUCAGUAAGCCCAGUGUCUUGACGGUACAAGCCCUUACAAUCCUCAAUAUCGUUCACAAGAACCUCGGACAGUCUAGUCGAGAGUACAUUCUACACGGCUUGGCUGUGAACGUGGCUAGACUGGUUGGCUUGGAUCGUCUUGGGGAAGGCUGCGAAAUACCUCACUCGCUGCGAGACACCCAGGCUGAUACGCCUGUCAAUGUAUAUCGACGACUGUGGUGGACUUUGGUGAUUGUUGAUUGGUGGGUAUUGGCCUUCCUUGUAGCGCGCUCAACGCUUACUGUCCUUAGGAUGACUGUGUGGUCUCGUCCAAUCUCAAUCCACCCUGGGUCGUUCACGACGAUACUAGAGACCAGCGAUGAAUCUUAUACACCGGACUACUCGAGUGACUCCGACGUAUCGUCUCCUUUCGAGUAUCACAAGGCCAUGGCACAACUAGCCGCCACCAUGCAGAACACGGUCAGAUCAAUCAAGGAGUGGAGCGGCAGCAUCGUACAGGCUUCCGUUAAAGAAAUUGACUCUGUGGCGUCCUCCUUCCCACGCCAUCUCUUCUACAAUGGGACAGACACAUCCGGAGUUCCGCUCGAAGGAGUCCCAUCAUGGAUGAAUGUGCAGCGCUUCUUGGUGUGGAACCUCCUCGACACGUGGCGGAUCAAUCUCAGCGUCGCCCUCAUCCCCCAGCUACUGGGCAACCCCAACGCAGCCCACGAAUUGGUCCACGCCAGCGCUGUAUCAGCAGCCAAAUGUAUCCUGCAGCGCAGAUACCACGACCCAUGCUCUCACUUCCAGAAAUUCUGGGCCGUGGCGUGCUCGGCGGUAACGGCCGGCACCUUUCUAUGCCUCGACCUGAUCUGUUUCGGGCAUUUGCGAACUCCAGCAGAGAUCACCCAGGCCAAAGAAUUGAUCCUCGUCAGCAUCCAGCUGCUAGAGUCGUCAUACACGGAGACACGGCAUGGCGCUUUGCUCGUGCUGCGGCGACUGGCGUAUCUCCAUGACAUCCUGCAUCAGCGCCAUGCGAUCGACCAACGAGCCUUCGCGAAUAUCAUGAAGUUGAUGGCCUCUCCGCGUCUGUGGACCUCUGUUGCCGAUACGGAAUCGACUCUGAAUUUCCUCUUCGGUGGAUCGGACUCGUAUAGUAGACCGGGUGAGGGGCAAGUGCCUGUCGAUGAUGACACGGGCCAUCGUGGGACUAGUCUGCUGCACGGGAGUUCCAGCAGAGAAGGGUUCGAGCCUUUUCCGUUGGAGUCAGCGUCGAUUCCGGAUUUUGAAGAUCUGUUCGGGGCAUCCGAGCUGAUUGACAUGUCGUUGCCAUGGAUUGAUCCGGCGACGUUGAUGGCGUUCACGAGUCAUGUUCCAUAGAGUUGCUGUGAUGAAUCUGUUGUAAUGAAUAUAAGC
Messenger RNA from Aspergillus fijiensis CBS 313.89, 2380 nucleotides. RefSeq names its product Zn(II)2Cys6 transcription factor. Gene Ontology annotation, molecular function: zinc ion binding; DNA-binding transcription factor activity, RNA polymerase II-specific; DNA binding. The coding region runs from base 173 to 2344 and encodes 723 amino acids. Gene Ontology annotation, biological process: DNA-templated transcription; regulation of DNA-templated transcription. Lineage: Eukaryota; Fungi; Ascomycota; Eurotiomycetes; Eurotiales; Aspergillaceae. The transcript has 3 exons. The record is from RefSeq and is a predicted model, not a curated record.